AUGCCUCCGCUUGAACCGCCAUCUGUAAUACCAGCGCAGCUCUCGUUCUUGACCAUAUACAACCCGUCACUUGGGACCACGGAUAAGACCCUUCAGGACCAGAUUGUGUUCUAUUACUCAACCCCAAGUCAAACAAAACCACCAGGAGAUGUGCCAGGAAGAGAUACGGCGAGGGCAAACUCCUCUGAGGAAGAGAAUAAAAGACUACGCCAUGUAGGGCUUGCGCAAGGCAUGGUGAGCUUCGCCAAGUGCGUAACGAGAGAUCAUGAGUAUCAAAGGCAGCCCAGGCUCGUUAACCAAAUAACAUGCAGAAACUUCUCAAGCGUAGAGCCCGUCGACUCAAUAGAGACUGAAAAUUCUCGAAUUGUUUUGAAGGAGUUGGAGCCCAGUUGGUGGAUUCUAGCGAGUAUCGACUUGACAAGAAUAAUACAUGUUCAAAAAGGGUCAACAAGUUCCACAGAGGAGACCUCAAAUGAUAUCCAGGUUGAAUACUCUUCGAGAGAACUAUCACCUCCAUAUAUCCUUAGCCAACAACUCUCAAAGGCGUAUUCCAUAUUCCUGCUACACCAUGGCAGUUCUUUGGAAAGUCUUUACAAAACCCUAUCAAGGAAGACUUUCUGCAUCUAUCUUGACCGAUAUUGGACACGGUUUGUGUGGAGUUGGGAUAUUUUGCUCAAUGGUAACCCAGCAAUAGAUCUCUUUUCUGCCACCAAGCUAGCUGGAGGCGGAGAGCUUGGAAUAGGAGUGGGUGAAGAGGAAUGGGGAAGUGGUGAACGAGAGGUUCUAGAAGGGUUCAUCUCAAGGACAGAAGGUCUGGUUGAUAUGGUAGUCUCAAGAUUUGGUGAUGCCGAGAAUCCCUCAAGAGAGCAGAUACCUUCCAAAAAGGAGCCAGUGAAGUCUAAUAAACAAGAGUGGACUGGCUGUAUGAUGUCGCCUGGUCCGCAAGACGGUGUCAUAUUUUCUGGAAUCGGGGCAUUGUCACGGGAGUCUUUAAUACACAUCUCUCAGUGGAUGGAAUGGGUGUAUAGAUAUGGUGAAGACGCUUAUGGGGUACGUGGCGACCCUAAAUCGACUCACCGCCGGAAGAGAAAGAAACAACGCAAAGAAAAGCAAAUCAAGAACACCCAACUGGAAGCAAAUACCAGCCCAGUUACAGUGAAACCACAUCAUGAGCCAUCGAUCCAGCCUACCGAGAUUUCUCCACGGAUCCCCCCUCCCUUAGUUGUCACUUCGACGAAACCCAAGGGCUCAGAAACUGGUCUUAAAUCUCCGAAAGCACCAAGUGACAAAGCUACAGACUCAUCUACCUUUGGGACAGAAAACAUUCUCAAUAUCAUUACCUUAGGAGUGGUUCUACAAUUCACUCCACGUCAGAAACAACGUCGUGACUGGGAAAUCCUAGUUGUUACCCAACUCAAUCCCCUCCCAGCACAUCCGCCUUUCCUCAGCUGCAGAAACAGUGAAGAGGAGCGGGGGGAUCCACCUUCCCAUCAGUAG
This is a messenger RNA of Trichophyton rubrum CBS 118892, 1497 nucleotides long. RefSeq lists its product as uncharacterized. The transcript is spliced from 2 exons. Lineage: Eukaryota; Fungi; Ascomycota; Eurotiomycetes; Onygenales; Arthrodermataceae. Gene Ontology annotation, cellular component: Mon1-Ccz1 complex; intracellular membrane-bounded organelle. Gene Ontology annotation, biological process: vesicle-mediated transport. The coding region runs from base 1 to 1497 and encodes 498 amino acids. The record is from RefSeq and is a predicted model, not a curated record.